AGACAGAUGGGACAGCAGGCCACUCUCCAGCCACUCUAACCGGCUCACCUCAGAGCACUCAGUAAAACAAGACAAAAGAAAAUUUGGACAGAGAAAAGACCCACAGCUCCUUGAGGAAAGGAGACAUCUUUUCUAAUUUUCUGGCAUAGAGAUCUUGAGGAAAACUGGAACCAUCUGACGGGGACAGAUAUUUCCAGAAACUGACUUAAGGAUGCAGGACAGGAGUUGGAAUGACACACUCCCCCUCUCUCUGCUGAUAAAAGAGGCAUGUCCUCCAGGGCACGUGUCCUUCGAGGGGGAUGGGGGCGUGCAUUCGGUGCCAUCUCUUGAUGGUGAGGUUUACUUGGACUCAGUACCAGAGCUAGAUAGUGGAGAUGGGGACUUUCCAGAACUUUCUGCUUUCCUGAGCCAAGACGAGAUGAACUUCAGUCUGGAUCUGGCUCGAGAAGCCAUGAGUGACGCAGGUGAACCAAAUGACCUAGAUCUACCACCUGUUUCCACAGAGCACCUGCCCCUUUAUUCAGAAACCAAAGACCACGCUCUCCAAGAUUCAACAUCACAGUCAGCUGACGCCACAUCUGGCAAAGUCACAUCCAAUCAGAGCAUGCCGCUCAGCAGGCCUAACCAGCCCUGCACUGCUCCUGAAUCGCCCGAAAAGUUCAUCUGCCAAAAAACAAUCACGCCAGUAUAUAAGCAGGACCGGCCCCGGCUGGUCCACGGAGGCCUGGAGCUCAACGAACGAGCCGCUUCAGCUACUGAGUUCUGCAGCCGAGCUGCUACCUUCAUUGAGGAGCUCUCCUCCAUCUUCAAAGGCUCCGCACGUGUGGAGCAGAAAGUUGAUGAAGACUCCUCCUCACCCGACAGUGGCUACUUGUCUCCAAGGAGCCACCGGCUGGCCAUGCAGCAGGCUCAGCCACCUUCAUCAUCUUCAUCUGAGCCCAAGCAGGAAGGCGUGCAGCAGAGCCGAGUUGAUGUUGGGUCAGGUGAGGAUCAGGGACGAGGUGUUAGUCUAGAUGGACCCAUGGCUCCUCCACACUUCACCCAGAAACUGAAGAGCCAGGAAGUAGCAGAAGGAAGUCCUAUCCGCCUGGAAUGCCGGGUCACUGGAAACCCCCUUCCGCUAGUCAGGUGGUUUUGUGAGGGGCGGGAGCUGCACCACUGCCCUGAUAUUCAGAUCUGUCGUGAUGGUGACCUGCACACUCUAGUGAUAACCGAAGCAUUUGAAGACGACACCGGCAGGUACACCUGCGUUGCUUCCAACGCACUGGGAGCAGACAACACCUCUGCAGAGGUCUAUAUUGAAGGUGUUUCCUCCUCAGACUCAGACGGUGAAGGAUCCGUGUCGAAGUCUAGGUCUGGAGCCAUGCCACAGGCACAGAAGAAAACUAGCUCAGUUUCCUUGACGAUUCACACAUCAUCACCAAAGAGCUCAGAGAGGCAACCUCACCGCUCCACGCUAGUCCAGCCUCUUUCUGCUACACCACAGAGAGUCCAGAGUCCAGUUUCCUCACUUUAUGCCAGUGAUGCGCUUGUCAAAGCACCCCCUAGCUUCACUAAGAUGUUGCAGGACGCUCAGGCAUCUGAAGGUCAGGUGGUGGUUCUGGAGUGCCGGGUGAGAGGUAGUCUUCCUCUGCGGGUCCAGUGGUUUCGAGAGGGCCAGGAGAUCCAGGACUCCCCUGACUUCCGCAUCCUGCAAAAGAAGCCAAGAUCUGCAGCAGAACCCGAGGAAAUCUGCACGUUGGUAAUUGCAGAGGCGUUCCCUGAAGACGGAGGUUUAUUCUGCUGCACUGCAACCAACCAAUACGGCUCAGUUAACAGCACUGCACAACUCACUGUCACACCAGUUGCAGAAGAGUUUCCCAGCAACGGUGUAUCUGGGGACGAAAGUGUGUUUGAGGACAACCAAUCAUUCCCGCCUCCACCUCCUCCACCCACUGAGAUUAGUUUGUUGGAAGUCCCACCCAAAACCCCACCGAGUGCUGAGGCCUUCCAGAUCAACGAGCUGGACAUCUGGCCCAGCAUCACCGCAUUGCCUGUUCAGGUCUCCACAGAUAAAGAUCCUCAUGAAAGUCUACCCAACAGACCUCUACAAAAUGGUCAGACCUUAAACAAGCCACCAGACAAGAAUCUACCAUCACCUUCAAGUGCGAAGGAAACAGCGGCUCCACCUCCAUCACCUUCAGCGGUUAAGGCUCCACCUCUCCCCACCAAACCCAAACCUAAACUAUCAAAUGAGCAAGCAGACGACCUCUCAAACGAAAGAAACGCGGCACAACUGAAGCAGCUUCAAGAUCAGAUCCUUUUGGAGCAGCAACAACCGCUUCCCACUCCUCAGGAAGUCCCGCCUCCUUCUCCACCUCUCCCACCUCCUCCCUCGUUCCAGGAGCUGGAGAGUAGCACCAUGCAGACAAGCACCUUCAACUAUGCCCGACCCAAGCAGUUCAUCGCUGCCCAGAGUCCCACAACAAGCGGUGGACCAAUUGAAUACAGCACGCAGUCCUCGACCUCCUCAAGCUCCAGUCCACUGUCCCCCAUAACAGCCCACAAGCCCUUCAGCCGUGUCACUCUUCCGCCCUUCCAGCAGCAGCCGCUGCUGUCCAAAGGAAGUAGCUUGGAUUCUCCCAGCUCACCUUCCUUCCCUCCACCCCCUCCGCCCUUCCUCAGCUCCAGCACUCUGUCCUCUCCUUCUGGCUUGCCACAAGACUUCCCCCCUCCGCCGCCUCCGCCACCUGUCAUGUCAAGCCCCACCCGCUCAGACAGCUCUUCGCCCUUCACGUCUACUCCCCAAUCACCAGCCGGAUUUCUAGUAUCGGUGCUCCCAGCCACACCUCCUCCACCACCAAUGAACGCGCUUGGGCUGCCCAAGGGUAACGGCACAGUAGCCUUGCCACGUAAGACUACACCCCGUACACCUCGCAUCUACUCCGAUACGGAUAUCCAGGGCUCCAAAGACGCUGUCAUACAAGAUCUAGAGAGAAAACUACGUUUCAAAGAGGAGAGACUCAGCAAUGGACAACAGAGGCUAACCUAUGAGGAGAAGAUGGCUCGCAGGCUGCUGGGUGCUGACAAUGCCGCCACAGUGUUUAACACACAACAGGUGGAGGAGGAGCCAGUUACACAGGAAGGCAGCUCAGCUGACUCAGAGUCUGUCCCUCAAAAGGAGUAUAAAGUGUCCAGCUUCGAGCAGCGGUUGAUCAGCGAGAUUGAGUUCCGUCUGGAGCGCUCGCCUGUCGAGGAAUCUGACGAUGAUGUUCAGCAUGAUGAAGCAGCGCCUGGAGAGGUUGCACCGAUCUUCGAUCAGAAGCUCAAGCACUACAAGGUCUUCGAGGGCAUGCCUGUGACCUUCAGCUGCAAGGUCAUCGGAGACCCAAUGCCAAAGGUGUACUGGUUUAAGGACGGAAAGCAGAUUUCCAAGCGCAGUGAACACUACCGUAUCAGUCGUGAUCCGGACGGCACGUGCUCCCUGCACACAGCUGCUGCCUCACUAGAUGAUGAUGGGAACUACACCAUCAUGGCAGGAAACCCAGCGGGGAGAGUGAGCUGUACUGGAAGGAUGAUGGUUCAGGCUGUGAACCAAAGGGGGAGAAGUCAGCGCUCCACACCUGGACACAUCCGCAGACCACGCUCAAGGUCCAGGGACAGUGGUGAUGAGAACGAGAACAUUCAGGAACGUCACUUCCGCCCUCAUUUUCUUCAGGCCCCCGGUGACCUUAUUGUGCAAGAGGGUAAACUCUGCCGCAUGGACUGCAAGGUAAGUGGUCUGCCAACUCCUGACCUCAUCUGGCAGCUGAAUGGCCAGACCAUCCGUCCAGACUCCUCCCACAAGAUGCUGGUGAGGGAGAACGGCGUUCACUCAUUGGUCAUCGAGCCUGUCACUAGCAGAGAUGCAGGAGUUUACACAUGCAUCGCCAGCAACAGGGCUGGACAGAACUCAUUCAACCUAGAGCUUAUUGUUGCAGCCAAAGAGAUGCAUAAAGCCCCAAGUUUCAUUGAGAAACUCCAGAACACAAGUGUCGCUGAGGGUCACCCUGUGCGUCUUGAGUGUCGUGUGUCUGGAGUCCCAUUCCCACAGAUCUUCUGGAAGAAAGAGAACGAGUCCUUCACUCACAACACAGACAGGAUAAGCAUACACCAGGACAACUUUGGUUACCUCUGUAUGAUCAUCCAGCCAGCUCUGAAAGAAGACGCGGGCUGGUACACGGUUUCAGCCAAGAAUGAAGCUGGCAUCAUCUCCAGUACAGCACGUCUCGAUGUUCAUGCCCAGUGGCAACAAACCCACACCCCAAAGCCCAAGAAAGUGCGCCCAUCGACGAGCCGCUACGCCGCUCUGACAGAACGGGGUCUGGAUGUGAAGGCAGCCUUCUUCCCAGACUCCAAUCCUCUUCCUCCCGGCGCCCUAGUGGAGAGCGACGACCUGUAGAGCCUAGCAUGGAGGAUCUGACCUUCGAAGCUUGAUCCAGCAUACUCCAUAAUCCCCACCCAUUUCCCAACAAGAACCUCUUUCUCUUAAGGGGGUCAUCUGAAAAAGUGAUGGAACGACUUUGAAUGGCUUCGCUCAGAAUUUCCUCAGAGUUUGAUUCUUGGUAUUAUCACUUCUCUGCCCGAGGAGGACUUGACCAUUCACUAUGCUUUAUUUCAGUUGUUUCCUGAGGGGAAGUGAUGUGGGUGCUUAAAAGAGGUCAUAAACAGACUUAAUGGUUCGCUGGCGCACUUAACAUACACAUACACACACACACACCAGCACGGCUUGGAGGAAGGAGGUAGUAUACCGAUGAUCGCCUUGUUUUUCAUCUCUAGAUUUUCACAAGUGCCUAUGAAAUAUUUAAUUUUAAAUUAACUUUAAAGAAAUAAAUAAAAAACAUUUAUUCAAAUAACUAGCAUCUAGCUGUGCAUGUUACUACAGUGCCAACAUGUAACACUUUUUAUGUAUUUAGUUAUACCUUAGAUUAGAUAUAUUUAUGAAAUGGAGGAAAUGUCUUCCUCUCCAGCACAGGAAAUAGGACUUUUUUUUUGGGUGGUUUGGGGGGGGUUAUCUGGAAGUAGGGAACAGGAAGAUGGACACAUCUGAAACUCCAUGGACCGCAUCGUCCCUGGAGCUUCAGUAUCCUUGAGAUUGAUCAGAUGGACACUCUGCGUCUGGAUCUACAAUCCAGAGAUGUCUCACAAGGCCGGGCCUUAAUGACCUUUUCCCCACCUCGUCUUUUUGUUCAUUUUUACUAGAGGUUAAAAGCAGAGACAGUUGCGUCAUUAACAUGAGUGAUGAGAUUUGAGUGAUGAAGUUUUGGCUGACUGACAGAUUUGGACAGAUGUUUGUUGUGUUUCUGUGGAAGUGAGAGGGAGGAGGAUUGCUUAUGGUGAAAGUAUAGGAAGUGGAAUCGGCACAUGUUUGGGAAGGAUUGGCUGAUGGUGGAUGAAGAGAUUUAUACGAAUAUUGAUUUUAAUGAUGAUGGUGGUGCACGGAAUGAGCAGAUGGUAACUCUUUGACAGGUAGGCUUCAGUUUUCAGGUUUGGAAUUACAGAAACAUAACACAAAAUGUGAUACUGGCAGCACGGAUUUGUUCAUUUAUAGCUUUUUCAAGAAAAACAACAACACUGAAAGCAUCUAUAUAACAAAAUAACACUGAAAGCAAAAUUUAAUACACAUUUAAAAUGAUAGUAGCGUUCUCUCAAAACUUGCAGUUGAAUAUCAAAUACUCAAAAUAGGAGUUCAAGUUUAGCCAUCAUCUCUCACACACUUGCAACGUACAGUAUAUACACAAAAUAUAGCAGAAUGUAUACAUGUAAGCCUAUGAUUGAAUAUGCUCUUUCUGACACAGCUGUUUAUCCUUCAAAUUAGUCAGAUUUUAUGAGGCUUUUUUUUUUUUUUGCAAUAUUUUCUGAUUUCCAAGCCAACCUGUGCCUGUAUACGGACUGUUCUCCUUCUUCUCUUCUGGUUUAUGAAUAGUACAUUAAAUAAAUGUCUCUGAAAGUA
Molecule: messenger RNA, 5971 nt
Organism: Pimephales promelas (fathead minnow)
Lineage: Eukaryota; Metazoa; Chordata; Actinopteri; Cypriniformes; Leuciscidae
Source: RefSeq, a predicted model, not a curated record